AUGAAGUGGUCACUCCUCCUCUUCUUUGUCCUCCUCCUCUUCUUCUUCCUUGUCUUCUCGUCCACAUCGAAGCUUAGCGGAGCAGCAUCCAUCGUGAGGACCAUCGUCGUCGAUCCUAACCACAAGGGAGACUUCACCAGCAUUCAAGAGGCGAUCGACUCCAUCCCCAACAACAACACCCACUGGAUAAAGAUCCACGUCGCCGCAGGAGUCUACAGGGAGAAGGUGAACCUGUCUCAAUCCAAGAGGUACGUCUUCCUCGAAGGAGAGGGCGCUCACCGGACGUCGAUCGAGUGGGGCGACCACUCCCCCGACCGCCGUGGCCAUGGCGGCAAAGCUACUGCCACGUUCACGUCGUCUGCUUCGAGCUUCGUUGCUGCAGGGAUAGCAUUCAAGAAUACGUAUGAUGGGAGCGUGAACAUAAGGCAAGCGUUGGCAGCAGCGAUAUCGGGAGAUAAGUCUUCCUUCUACAACUGCAGCUUCAUUGGGUUUCAAGACACGCUCUUCGAUCGAAAGGGACGACACUACUUCAAGGAUUGUUAUAUCGAAGGGGUGAUGGACUUCAUCUUCGGAAAUGGCCAAUCCAUUUAUGAGGGAUGCACGAUAUCGUUGAUUCAAAGUGCGAUGAAGCCAGGUUUCGUGACAGCGCAAGGGAGAGGGAGCCCCAAAGACCCUGGUGGCUUCGUGUUCAAGUCAUGCAAUGUUACGGGGUUUCAAGAGACGUACUUGGGAAGAGCAUGGGGAGCUUAUUCGAGGGUGAUAUUUUACAGAACCUUCAUGUCCGGCAUCAUCAUUCCACAAGGGUGGUAUGCUUGGAACGCCAUUGGUCACGAGGGCAACAUAACAUAUGCCGAAUCGGAGUGCGUCGGACCGGGAUCAAACCAUUCGAGGCGAGUGGAGUGGGAGAGAAAGCUAAGUAACAUAGAGCUAAGAUAUUUCAUUCACAUGACAUACAUUGAUAGAGAAGGGUGGCUCAACGAACAACCGAAAUCGAGUUGGUCUUAUUAA
Molecule: messenger RNA, 1008 nt
Organism: Musa acuminata subsp. malaccensis (wild Malaysian banana)
Lineage: Eukaryota; Viridiplantae; Streptophyta; Magnoliopsida; Zingiberales; Musaceae
Product: putative pectinesterase 10
Biological process (GO): pectin catabolic process; cell wall modification
Molecular function (GO): pectinesterase activity
Source: RefSeq, a predicted model, not a curated record